Penaeus monodon (black tiger shrimp) is the source of this 7265-nucleotide messenger RNA. RefSeq lists its product as uncharacterized. Gene Ontology annotation, biological process: protein ubiquitination. Bases 132 to 3122 code for a protein of 996 amino acids. The record is from RefSeq and is a predicted model, not a curated record. NCBI's taxonomy places the organism in Eukaryota, Metazoa, Arthropoda, Malacostraca, Decapoda, Penaeidae. Gene Ontology annotation, cellular component: Cul4-RING E3 ubiquitin ligase complex. The transcript is spliced from 13 exons.
AGCCAGGAAAUAAAGGCGGAAAGGUGAAAAUAAAGCGGCGUGAGAGGAGGUUGGAUCAGCUGUUUCACCACAACAGAGGCGGCGACCGGGGAAAGGAUGAGACAACGGAUUCCUACUCAUUUUUGCCAAUAAUGUCAAGUACCGGGCAUUCCACGAGGGUUCCCGGUCUCCGCCAGCAGGGUAGACAUCAUCUCUUGCAGAAACUUCACUUUAGAGAACUGUAUGGGGAAACUAGACAGACUCGCUCCCGCCCCAGGCAGCGACUAUUUUACCAGUUGCCCCAUCGGUUGGCAUUCUCUUUGGCUCAGGUGGCUCCCACAUCCGCACUAGCAGCAGGGCACAUAUUUUUAGGGUUCACAAAAUGCGGUCAGUUUGUCCUUUCAUACACUCAUUCUUGUGACACAGAUGAUCACACACUGCAAAUGAUACACAGGUACAGGCUCCACUGGUGGGUGUUUGUACCUUAUGCUCCAUUGAGGAAAGUAGCAGAGGUAAUGCUCUUUGGUGACCAGGACCUCCAGGAGAGUGUUUAUGAGAACAUAUUCAUCUCUGUAUGUCAGUGGCCAAAGGACCUCUCCAAAAUUCUUGUGUAUGGCUGCAGUAUGAUUGAAGGUCUUGACGGCAAUUCUUCACAAACUCGUCGGUGCUAUAUCACUAUUACAGCUGUCCCAUCCCUUGAUAAUUGUUCAGCUUGCUACCAAGUGGCUACAUCAUAUGAAGAAGAUGAUUUAGCAGAGCGGUGGAACAGCUGUGCACGAUUCAGCUGCUUACAACAUGGGAUCACAGUGCACACCAGCUUUGAGAUGGUGCCUCCUUUCCCAAGAUUCCUCCCAAAUGUACAAAUGAAGCGGGAGGGCUUUGUGGUGCUUAAUGCUGGCAAUUUUAUCCAUGUGCUGAAUGUUAACCUUGAAAACAUGGACAGAAAAAUGAAGGAAGUAGAGACAGAAAUAUUAGGUAUGAGAAUCAGUGAGAUAAGUUCUGAAGAGAGAGAUGAGGAGGAGGAGAGUGAUGAUGAGAGAGAGCAAGGGAAAGUUAAAGAAAAUAGGGCCUCUUCAGGUAAGCAGUACUGUGGAUCAAGCCUCAGAUCAGGCAAAGAGUUCAGUGUGAUGGACAGCUCAAGCAGUGAUGUUGACCUGGAGGCAGAUGGCCGGAGUAGUUGUGAGGAGGAAGAAGGAACUCACAAUGAAAAGGAUCCAAGCAGUAUUGAGUCUAGUACAAGUAGUCUGAAAGUUACAUUGAACACUGGGGGUAUGUGUGGGUGCAGUAGUUCAAUGAGUGAUAAAGACAGAGAAUGGGAAAUUCUGAUUGGAAGUGUAGCACCAAGAAAUGAUGAGAGGGCAAGAACUGAGGGUUGUAAUAACAUUCAUAGGAUGUGUGAAAAUUAUCCAAGGGGCAGUACCAUGGAAGGUCAGGGUAUGUCUCAUAGACUUGACAUCAAUGACUGUGAUAAAAGUCCUGGCAGUUGUUUAGAUCAAGAUGAUGGUGCCACAGCUGUCCAGGGCAUCGUUCGUAAUCUCUCGCUCAAAGAUUUUCAAUUGCCUGAUGAUUCUCCAUACCAUUUUUAUGGAGAAAGUGACACUUUUAAUGAUAACGACUCAGACGACUCAACCAGGUGCUCGCACAUAAGUGAAGAUUCUCGCCUGGGCCGCUCAGAUCUCAGGGACACAGUGAGCAUUAGUGAUAGGUGUAAGAAUGGAUCAAAUUGCUGUGGAAAUAAUAUAAAGGCCGAUGAUUGUGCCUUUAAUACUCAACAACAGGGUAGAAUGGUACUUAGAAGUUCAAGUGAAAGUUCCUAUGGGGAGAAGACACCAGUGAAACUCGCAGAAAAAGAAUAUGAAUUCAUAGAUGAAAUUACAGACUCCCGACAUGAAAAACUUAGUGUGUUCAGGCGAAGGCGACUGGCUGACAAGAAAUACGAAUUUUCAGAUGAGAACAUAGAGAAUGUUCCUCAAAAGUACAGCAGUUUCAGAAACCAGAGUCGGAGAUUGAUCAUGAGUCCCUCUCGGUCACCACGGUUCCGCUCAAUGGGUGUGCCAUUAUCUGAAUUAUCCAUAGAGCUGGGUGAGUCAUCCGGCUUCAUAAGAUCCAUGUACGAAAAGCUUCUAAGUCCAACCUCGGGUAGUGGCUCUCCCAGCGAUGUACUCAGACCCAUCAACCAGAAUAUCACUAGUCCCAUCCUAUCACCUCGAGAUGAUCGCUGGAGAGAGGAAAUUGAUCGAUUAGAAAAGGCUGAACUACAAAGAUGGAGUUCAAGAGAAAGUUUAGGCUUGUAUGCACUGAGUCCUGGAUGUGUACAGAAGGCAUCAGAAAAAUCUUCAAAUGCUACUCCGGCUAAUGCUCCAGAUCCUACACAGUCUCAGGCUCUCAAUUGCGUAGUUGACUUCAACCGGAGAUAUAUCGAAGUUGAUGAUGAACUAGUGUCAAUUAUCACUGAUAUAGAAGAUGAUGAGUUGGGAACAGCCACUGGUUAUCACAAUGCACUACCUCUGGAAGUCCAUGGGUCAGGAUACACACAGAUGCAUAUGAUAUCUAAUACCAAAGCUGAGAAACUGAUGGUGCCUGGUGUGCUUGUGAAACAGGUCAGCCUAGAUGUUGAGCAGUUUUGUCAUGAGAUGGCUCAAAGACUUUGUACUGAAGCAGGCAAGAAGUACUUCUUUUGCAAUGACUAUAAUGUUGAAAUUGUUGAUGUAUGUCCCAGCAGUGGAAAUAUAGUUGCCUUAGCCUCUGUGCUUGUUCAGGCAGCAACCAUGGUCAAGGGGCUUGGCAAGACAGUUCGAUCUCCACUCAGUUCUCUUACUCGAAAGCAAUACAAAACAACAGCAACAUUCAUUUUCAAUAUGGAUACCAAACAGUAUUAUCUUGUAGAUAAGGAACCGCUACUUGAAGAAGAUCCAUACAGCCUAGAGAAUAUGGAGGGAGAUGUAGGUGACGAGAGAUGGUGGCAGAGUGCACGACAAACAGCUCGCCAAUUACGAACUCAGUGGGCUGUACCAACAGAUUAUUAUUCAAGUGUAAAAGUUUUGACCAAUGAACCACUUUUAAAAGGUAAAUCACUGAACCACAUAAUGGAAGGACAGCACCUGGUAGCAUUAGUACUUGGUCCACACCAGCAAGGACUAUGAGAAAACCCGACUUUAUCAACAUAUAUUUUCAACUUGAGCAAGAGUGUAUGACAUUGCUGAACAUAUGCUUCCUCUUCCACGAUUUAGGUUUUUUCACAUUGCCAUUUUUUUUUUGCUCUGAUAAGGAAGCUGAAUGCUUAAUCUUCUUUUAAUGCCAACACUGUGAUUUGGAUUAGCAUAUACCAACUUGUUCUUUGGGAUAUCAUGCAUUUUAGCCAUUGCUGCCUUUUUUCAUGGUAGGAUGUUGAGAACAAGGCACUCUCUCCUAUUGUGCUAAUACCUUGGACCUGCAGAGUAAACUGUUAGCAAACAAGAAGAUUCAAAAUAAUAGACUUCUCACUGAUUUCACAGUACAUACCUGUGGCUAGUUUAUUUCAUGAAAUAUUAGGAGAAAAUCUCUCCAAACAACUUAGGUUGUAUCCAUUCAGAUUUAUACAUUGAGUACUUUAUCAUAAAUUCAUGUGUAGCUUCAGAUUUAAGUCCAAUUUGGUAAAAGAAUGAUGGCAGCCACUGGAGCUAUGAAGUUUUUUAAAGGAGUUGACUUACGGGCAUUUUUAAUGAAAGGAGAUCUAAGAAAUGAUUUUGAGUCCAAAAAAGAAGUUAAUAUGAUUUACAUUUCAGGUAAUUUAACAAGUUUAAUAACACAGCUUGACGUGAUUUAGGUUUAUUUAAUCUACAAGCCAAUCUCAGGUUAUUUGUUCUCUCUUGACAUUGUGAUUUAGUUUCCCUUUUUUGCUUGAUAAGUGCCUUUUAUCACUUCAAUGGUGGAUGUUUUGUGUCAUAUUCAAAUGCAACACAUUAGUGAUAAACCUGCAAAGAAGGUUGGUAGGUUUUCUGGGUUAACAAGUUUUAUUGUUCAGAACUAUUAUUUUAUCCAGUUUAUGGACUGUAGCGAGUUCAUUCUAUCUUUAUUGUCUUAAUUAUGAUCUUAUUUAUUUCUUUAAAAUGAUGAUAAUUGAUAUUGUUAUCAUUUGAUGCUCCUGAUGCUGCUUUACAAGUCUUCUAAGUAGAAUGUUGCUACAUGAUAGCUUAGUAUUGUGGAAGAUGAAUUUAGCAAUAUAUGAUAUGUGGCAUUUAUAAACAAAUGCAACCUAGGAUGGCUAAGUUAUAGCUCUUCUAAAUCAGGGAUCCCUCGUCACAAGCAGCAUAAGGCAUUCUCUGUAGGGAAGGGAAAUUAUCAUUCUUUCUGUAGUAUUUGGUUUAUGUAAUGCGAGUUUUCAAAAUCUAUUAUCAUUAGUUGCAGGAGCAAAAAGGUAUGUUGGAUUCAAUCUCUCUUUUUCAGAUUUGUUCACAUUCUUAUUUACUUUUUCUCCCUCCUGCUCUUCUGAGUUUGCCCUGUUUCCCUCUGUUCAUUUUUUACCUUUUUUUGUUUAUAUUUAUUUCCUUCUGAAGAAGUAAGAGCAGCUAACAUUAAGACCUCAGGGCACUUCAUAAACAGGGAUUUUGAUUUAACAUCAUCUUUUUUUCUGCAUUUCUGCUUGUUUUCACCACUUAUAGGAAAUGGCAUCUUUUGAGAAUCAUUCAAGCCAAUAUUAAUCAUGGCAGGAACAUGAUGAACACAGUGUAUUUCGUACACUAGAGAUGCAGUUGUUGCAAAACAGUGAAAAGAGCUUUGUCAUGAGAAUAUCCUGCUAAGUGGUUGCUGAUGAUAUAUGAAAACUUUUUUUUUUUUUUUUCUUCCUUAUGCUAAUGUGAUAGGCACUCAUAAUACUAAGAUUAUUUGAGAUUAAAGAAUAAGUUAAGCUGUGAUGCAGCCAUCACUCAAGAAUGAAAGUAGUGUAAGCAGUGAACGUUGAUGCUUUGGGAGACAAUGUAUGUGAUUUAUGGUUGUAAAUUAAGAGUAUGGAAGGCAGAUUUUGGGAAAGAGGGUUACUACACUCUUUCUUAAUCUUUCUGGAAUUAAUGUUAGAAAUUCUUAAAGUUUUUGUCUGUUAGCAGCACUCAUUUCAUGACAUGCUAACAAACACUUAUUUAUUAGAAAGCAGGAAAAUGUAUUUCAAAGUCACUGUUGCAUGCAGUUUUAGCUCAAGACAUCAACAGAAACUUGUUUGUUUUUCCUGUUGUAGGACUGUGUAUCUCAGAUGUCUGAGGAUAUAUUACUGAUGUGGAACUAAUGGUCCAAAAAGCAUUUUUAAGCUGUGUCCGUAUGUCCUUAGGAUUAGUACAGAAAAUAAUUACAGAAGAUUGAAGGAAUGUCUCUAGAUGGUUUUGAAUGUAAAGAUCUUCAGAUAUUCCUCAAACUGUGGACAUUUUUUCUUUUUUUCUCUCUGAAAUUCUUUCUUACAUCUUUUCAUUAUUUGUUAAGAUAACUAGGGUUAAAAAGGACUGAUGAGAUUGAAUCUUGACAUCUCACCUGUAGCCCAUAAUGGUGCUAGACUGAGAUUGCCUCCAGCUAUUUUUAUGGAUUGAAACAAAGAGAGAAAAAAAAGAACAUUUUUCCUUUUCCUAAUUUUAUUUAAUUUUCAUUAACCCAAUGCUGACAGGCAUGGCAUGUACAUGCCAUGCCCACUGUAUGUUUUCUUUAUUAUUUAUUUUUACACAUAGAUGGCUACACUGAUACGAAGUCACCAAGGAGCCAAUUAUUAGUACUGUCUGUCUCGCCCUUUUACCCUUUUCCUUGAUUUACAAAAAUAUUUUAUGUUAUCUUAUUUUGCUGUUAUUAAUGUUAAUGACAUUAUAGUAAUUAUAAUGUCUAUAAAUAAAAUAACACCAUCAAUAUUCACAGCAUUAGUAAAAUAUGUUUUGCUUGCCAAUUCAAGGAAAGGUGAAAUCGGGUAAGGUCACAAGGCUUACUAAUUGACCCCUUUGUACUAAGCACUAGCAGAGCCACCUAUAUGCAGUGACAUUUCACACACACAAAAAGCAAAAUUAUUAUAAUAAUAAUAAACAAUGAGCACAGCAUAUUCCCCGGCGGCAUUGGGUUAAUUUAUCUUUUCCCUAAUAUGCGCUCUUCUUGAUUGUGCGGGUACUAAGGUGGGACGUACAAGAUUUCCUUCAACCCCUCCCCCCCCCCCUUUUUUUUUUUCAUUUGAUUAUAUUUUAUUGAUACCAUUUUCAUAGUCAGUGACAUUCCACAUGUAAAUGAUUUAAAUAGCUUUGUAUAGUAUGUGGCUGAGUUCUUCAUUCUUUCCUUUUCAUGUCUCCUUUUUAUACAGUAUUUUGAUAUAUUGCUAUACUGCUACAGUGACUAUACUGAAGGUUAUUUUCUUGGACUUGGUGAUGCUAGAAAGCCAGAAGCUCCUCCUGUUGAUUUCCACAUUGUUUCUGGUAUUGAUAGAUGAAGUAAUUCUUAUUUACUCACCACCAUUCUUCCCCCUUCCCCCCCAUGGUAUACUUUUCCAGUAUGAAUACUUUGCACACAAUAUAUAAAUAUGUAUAUUUUGUGAGACCUUCAUCAGCAUUAUUAGAAAAAUGUUCUGAUUCAUUAUUCAGAAAUGAUGUACUUUUAGUCUAGAGAUGUUAUAGGUUGUGAUCAUUAUUAUUUUAAUGAAUUUGAUCUGCAUCAGUGGAUUUCCUUUCCUCUUCGUUAGCUGAUUUAGGUAUAUAUAUGCUGGACAGAUUCAGUAGUAUAUAUACUAAAUAUCCUUAAUAUUCUGUAUAUUGCAUACUUUGACAGAAAUAUUUUGAACAUAUAAUAUGCUUUGUAAGGGGACAAUAUGACAUGUUUUUUUAUACAGUACAUAAAGCAUAAUCUGUUCAUUUGUUUAAAACUUUGAUACAUGUUUCUUUGAAGCAGUUGAUGGUGGCCAUGUAAUUUUACUCAGGGUAUGUUUAUUUUAUAUGCAUUAUUACCUUUAGUUAUGUGUUUUUUUUUUUUUUUUUUUUUUUUUUUUUUUUUUUUUUUUUUUUUUUUUUUUUGAUAGGAUACUUUUUACCCAUGUUCCCAAUAAGAUAUACAUGUACUAUUAAUUGUUUCAUGGCUAUGACAUUUUCUUCAUUUCAGAUUAAUGUAGGACUUCUUGUCGAUGUUAUUAUUUUUGUUCAUUUUCGCAAAAGGAAAAUAGAUGGACCAAGUUUUUGGCAAAUUGUCAAGGCUGGACUUUUUUCUUUUACUUCUUCCUUUUCUUCUAAUCCAGAAUUAAUUUUCAAUAAGAAAAACAGUAAAACAACAACAACAACAGUUAAGGUCUUGUUUUCGCAUGA